AAAUACAGUUGGAAUGUGAGCAUGUCAAAGUCCAUUGUAGUCCAAUUUCUUUCUUUCUCCACACAUGACCCACCAACCAUUUUAAGCCAUUUCUUAGCACCACUGUGCUUCUAUUCCCCCACCCAGCACAUUGAUUUCUUCAUCCUUUCAUUGGAAUCCGUGACCGCCGGUGCGGUGGACACAGAUCCCCACCUCACUUUCCUACAAUAUAGCACCCUCUCUUGGGUUCAUGGAAACCAGCAACACGGCCAAUAAGUUGCAGAAGAAGCGCAAAUGGUUGCUUUUGUUUGUCUUUUCUCUCUUAUUCUCUACCCUUUUGAUUCUCAUUACGAUCACUUCUUCAUCCACUUCUACCCAGUUGCUCUUUCUCCGGCAGAAUAGGAAUAUCGACCAUUUCCGCCCUCAGUUUCCGCAAUUUGUGGAAUCUAAGUUGCCUAAGCCUGUGGUUUCAGAAAGAACUAUACCUCGUCUUGCGUAUUUGAUAUCUGGGUCUGCAGGGGAUGGAGUGAGCGUGAAGAGAACGCUGAAAGCGUUGUAUCAUCCGAGGAAUCAGUACGCGGUCCAUUUGGACUUGGAGGCGGCUGCUGAGGAGAGGUUGGACCUCAUGAGGUGGGUGAGAAGCCAGAAGCUUUUUAAGGAGGUGGGGAAUGUGAGGGUGAUUGUGAGGUCUAAUUUGGUUACUUAUAGAGGUCCUACAAUGGUUAGUAAUACCCUUCAUGCAGCGUCCAUCUUGUUAAAGGAUGGUGGGGACUGGGAUUGGUUUAUCAAUUUGAGUGCUUCCGAUUAUCCCUUGCUCACUCAAGAUGAUCUGCUUCAUAUUUUAUCUACAAUUCCAAGAAACCUUAAUUUUAUUGAGCAGACCAGUGACAUUGGUUGGAAGGAGUAUCAGAGGGCCAAGCCUGUCAUAAUUGAUCCAGGGUUGUACAGCCUACAAAAGUCAGAUGUUUAUUGGGUGUCAGAAAAAAGGAGCGUGCCAACAGCGUAUAAGCUGUUUACAGGUUCUGCUUGGAUGAUGCUUUCUCGACCUUUUAUGGAAUAUUGCCUAUGGGGUUGGGACAACCUCCCAAGGAUAGUCCUCAUGUAUUACGCGAACUUCCUUUCUUCUCCUGAGGGGUAUUUCCACACAGUUAUCUGCAACGCCGAGGAGUUCAAGAACACGACUGUCAACCACGAUCUUCACUUCAUAUCUUGGGACAACCCUCCAAAGCAACACCCACAUUUUCUCACUGUUGAUGACUACCAGAGGAUGGUUGACAGCAAUGCCCCAUUUGCAAGGAAAUUUGGCAAGAACGACCCGGUUCUUGACAAGAUUGAUUCUGAGAUUUUGGGUCGUGUUGCUGAUGGGUUUGUACCAGGUGGGUGGUUCAGCAAUGAAGGAGAUGCAAAUGGGACUAUCCCAGAUAAUAUCAAAACAAACACCACUAAACUUAAGCCUGGUCCUGGUGCUCAAAGGUUCAAGCGUCUGAUCACCAAUCUUCUAUCUGCAGAAGAUUUUCACUCAACUCACUGCAUCUGACUUUGUCAUUAUCUGAUGUAAAGGGAAACAACGUUGCAGAUUGAUGGAUCCUUUCCACUGGUAACGGAUGAUUCUAAUGGGAGAAAUAACAAGGAACAAAUGGGUGAAGGAAACUACGCCCUGUCUAAAAGCAUAUGUUAUACACAUAUUUUUGUAGCUGAAAAUAGCUGGAUAGGCCACCUGUAGAUAGAGUGUAUUAUCCCAUUUUACAGCAUUUAUAAAAUGGCAGCCACUUUUGCUUUUAUCAAUUCUAAUAAAUGUCUGCCAUUCAGUGCUUUCAUCAA
Manihot esculenta (cassava) is the source of this 1800-nucleotide messenger RNA. Its product is annotated as beta-glucuronosyltransferase GlcAT14B. Lineage: Eukaryota; Viridiplantae; Streptophyta; Magnoliopsida; Malpighiales; Euphorbiaceae. Gene Ontology annotation, molecular function: glucuronosyltransferase activity. The coding region runs from base 230 to 1516 and encodes 428 amino acids. Gene Ontology annotation, cellular component: membrane. The record is from RefSeq and is a predicted model, not a curated record. The transcript has 4 exons.